CCCAGUCACAGCAUUUUAAAACUUGCUUCAGGGAGACCGUUGAAGGAGACACAGAAAGUAAACAUACCAAUUCCACAGCCCAGCAGCUGAGAACUCUGGGAGGAGGCACAGGGUCUCAGCCAUUCAUUUGUCUUCUAGGCUAUCCUGACAUCUGACAGCCAUUGACAUCCCGAGCAUUCCAGCACUUCAGACUCAUGCCUAAGAGGAGAUAAAUAUAGGACUCUGACACCUGAGCCAAACGAAAUGAAAGCUAAUGUGAAAAAUCGCCCUCAUUUUGUGCCUCAGUUCAGAUAAUCUUGGACUCCUUUCCUGGCCAAGUGUAAAACAGCACAACAGCAGUUCACUCUGGUUUAAUCAACAGAGUUUUGCUCCAGCCACUUGUGGAAGCUAUUACAUAUCGGCCUAAACUGCAUGUCUACGUGGCAAGCUUUCUUAGAGCAGGUGAAUCUGGAAAAAGUACUAUUGUUAAACAAAUGAAGAUCAUCCAUAAGAAUGGUUAUAGUAAACAAGAAUGCAUGGAAUUUAAAGCAGUGAUCUACAGUAACACACUGCAGUCAAUCUUAGCCAUUGUGAAAGCUAUGACUACACUUGGGAUUGAGUAUGUGAAUCCCAGAAGUGGAGAAGACAAACAACAACUCCACACAAUGGCAAACACACUGGAAGACGGUGACAUGACGCCCCAGCUGGCUGAGGUGAUUAAGCGACUGUGGAGAGACCCAGGAAUUCAGGCCUGCUUUGAAAGGGCAUCAGAAUACCAGCUCAAUGACUCUGCGGCUUACUACCUUAAUGACUUAGAUAGAAUCACAGCCCCUGGGUACGUGCCAAAUGAGCAAGAUGUUCUACAUUCCCGAGUGAAAACGACUGGUAUCAUUGAAACUCAAUUCUCCUUUAAAGACUUGAACUUCAGAAUGUUUGAUGUAGGUGGACAGAGAUCAGAGAGAAAGAAAUGGAUCCACUGCUUUGAAGGAGUGACGUGCAUUAUAUUUUGUGCUGCACUAAGUGCCUAUGACAUGGUGCUUGUAGAAGAUGAAGAGGUGAACAGAAUGCAUGAAAGUCUUCACCUGUUCAACAGCAUCUGUAAUCACAAGUAUUUCGCGACCACCUCCAUUGUUCUGUUUCUCAACAAGAAAGAUCUCUUCCAGGAAAAAGUGGCCAAGGUGCACCUCAGCAUCUGCUUCCCAGAGUACACAGGACCAAAUACAUUUGAAGAUGCAGGAAACUACAUCAAAAACCAGUUUCUAGAUCUGAAUUUAAAAAAAGAAGAUAAGGAAAUCUACUCUCACAUGACCUGUGCUACUGAUACCCAAAACGUCAAAUUCGUGUUUGAUGCAGUGACAGACAUAAUAAUAAAAGAGAAUCUCAAAGACUGUGGGCUCUUCUGAGCAACCUCUUUUCUUCCAUUUGUGGUGGUUGUAGUCUGUUCAAGACAUCAAAGUUGCUGUGUGACUAGCUCCAGUAGAUACUAACUUAUCUAGAAAUAUAACUAGCAUUAUAACAAAAGUUUCACACACAAAAAAAAAAUGUUACUGUAUUAUCACCUGUAUCUGGCUAAGGUUUUAUUUCCUUGGGGCAUGGAGGGUAAAGUUUCUUGUGUUCUCUAUCUAGAAUGUGAUGUAUCUUGGUAUCACAAUAUGCAUUCAUGUUGGAGAUGGGCUACAAGUGGCCAAUUUUUAAUAAUAGAAUAAAUUAGAGAAUGUGCUAGAACAUCUCCCCUAGCUAGAUUUUGAAAAGCAUUCAAUGCCAUGUCUGUACUACAGGAACUAUACAAAAAUGAUACAAUGCAUAAAACUUGGCCACCUGCCCUUCAUUUAGGCUGCCACAAGGCAUACAAUGUCCAUGCUUU
Messenger RNA from Peromyscus californicus insignis, 1843 nucleotides. It is a transcript of the gene Gnat3, whose product is annotated as G protein subunit alpha transducin 3. The transcript has 9 exons. Gene Ontology annotation, biological process: detection of chemical stimulus involved in sensory perception of bitter taste; sensory perception of sweet taste; adenylate cyclase-modulating G protein-coupled receptor signaling pathway. Gene Ontology annotation, molecular function: G-protein beta/gamma-subunit complex binding; G protein-coupled receptor binding; GTP binding. The record is from RefSeq and is a predicted model, not a curated record. The coding region runs from base 474 to 1382 and encodes 302 amino acids. Lineage: Eukaryota; Metazoa; Chordata; Mammalia; Rodentia; Cricetidae. Gene Ontology annotation, cellular component: photoreceptor outer segment; photoreceptor inner segment; heterotrimeric G-protein complex.